UUUCCAUUCCUUAAAUGAAACUAAAACCGCUACUUGAAUGGGUUUCCUGAAUUGACAUCAAUAGGCGCUAGCGCUGGUGGCGGGUCUUGAGUGAAGCAGCGGAGAAAAGGAGGGAAAAAGGCAGGGAAAAGGGUGUCCACCAUUUCAGAAGUUGAAUUGCCCUGGCUGUGGAUCACAGUGGUUGUGAGUGCAAAUGCUAGAGUAUGGCUAGGGGGAGUGUCACACUGUUGUGUUACUGGAAUGGGAAGAAGACAAAAGGAGAACAUGGCAUUGCUUACGAAGGCGCUGCUCCAAGGCCCAUCAGGGUUAACCAUGGAAUAACCCACAAUGAGUUGUUGGAUAAGAUGUACACUAUUAGUGGGUUUGACAGAAAGCAGUUUGAACUGAAAAUCAUGUGCAGGUAUCCAGUAACAUUAAUGGAAUAUAUAGCUGUGCCAAUAGAGGAUGAUCAGUCAGUAGAUCUUAUGUUGGAAGUGCCAUGCAAUCCUGGAGUGCAUUGUGUAGAAAUUUAUUUGGAACAAGUGCCGAUUCGCAUUGAUAGUCAAGCAAAUACAACACAGGAGGACAUGUUUAAUCCAGGGCCUAUUGAUGGUUCUGUGCUUGUGCUACAGCAUGAGCACAGAUCUGGAGCAAUUUGGACAGGACAAAAUCGCAACAUUUUGACAUGUAGACAGAGGUUGGCCAGAUUUAUGCGGGAGUGGCCUCUAGAUCAUCGUGUGCGUCCAUACAUCAUCCAAGCUGGAUUCUAUGGGGUAUACAGAGUUGGAUUUAUACAGUUGGACUGGACAUUAAUUACAGCUUUAGUAGAGAGAUGGCGACAGGAGACCCACACCUUCCAUCUUGCUGUGGGUGAGAGCACUAUCACUCUACAAGACACAGCAGUAUUAUUGGGCCUUCGAGUACAUGGUGAUCCAGUUACCGGCACCACUGAUGUACAGUGGCCUAACCUGUGCGAGGAGUUGUUGGGGAGGAGACCUGAUGGCAAUUCUCUUCAGGGGUCAGCUCUCAAACUUAGUUGGUUACGGAUGCAUUUCUUGCAGCCACCUUCAGAUGCAGACGAUCUUAUAGUGCAACAGUAUGCCAGGGCGUAUAUCUUGGCAUUGAUAGGUGGUGCCCUCUUUGCAGAUAAGUCAGGAUCAGAUGUCCAGUUAAUAUUUUUGCCCUUACUUAGGGAUUUUGUGGCUGCGGGACGACUGAGUUGGGGUAGUGCCACGUUGGCCCACUUAUAUCGAGAGCUCUGUCGAGCCAGUAAGGCAGGGGCAUCAGAAAUUGCUGGCCCUCUUAUACUUCUACAGCUAUGGGCAUGGGAGCGAUUGCAUGUUGGUCGGCCUGAAAAACGAGUUUCCCGGAGUCAACAUAUGGUUAUACCAAGGGGGGAGUGUGUAGGGGCAGAACCACCAUUUUUGGAUGUUGCAGAUGGGGCAGUCAUCAAUGAUCAAACAUUACCUGUGGAUCCAUUAGGAUGCAUGUGGCGGGUUCCUUUGUCUCGCAUCCAGAAUCCCCAUGGUGUGUUAAUGCUCUAUAGGGAUCAGCUUGAUCAGCAAAAGGAUGAUCAGAUGAUAUGGCAGCCAUAUACACAAGAAAUACUUUCACAGUUACCAGAAAUAUGCACUGCAGACCAGCAUGUGUGGCGAACAGUGGCACCACUUAUUUGCUUUGAUAUUGUUGAGUGGCAUCAUCCUGAUCGAGUUCUUCGUCAAUUUGGUUUUCGCCAGGGGAUUCCUAGACCUUGCGAUACCAAUCUAAAACUCCAUUCUAUUGACAGGCGAGGAAGACAUGACUAUUGUUGGUGGCAGUAUCAUGCUCAGUACAUUGAUCUAUGGGCAGCACGUGAACAGAGUAUUGUGUCAGGCGAGCCAGAGCAACAACCAAUGUCUCAUUAUGAUCCAUACAUGGAGUGGUACCGUAGCAUUACUCGUCGAUUUGUUACUCCUCUUGCUGACAGAUCAAAUACGGGCUUUCAGCCUACAGCAGUGACCACACACUUACUUGUUCAGAGCUUGACUAAUAUUCAUAAACAGUGUGGCAUGACGGUCAGUGCUUUCAACAGUGAUGAUGCACAUAGUGCAUUGAUAAAUAUCCAAACCAUUUGUAGUGAUGUCUUGCGCUUGAUUGGUGAAGGUCGCCAGCUUGAGGUAGCACACAAACUUGCACCUCCACCUCCAAGUGUGGCCAGAGAACCUGUUAGACAGCAAUGUCGAGGUAGAGCUCGUGGUGGAAGGCAUGGCAUAAUACACCCUGCAGCAGUUUCAUCCUUAGUUUCACCAGCCACACUUGCGAUAUCACUACCUGAUGCUUCUGUAAAAGCAAGAGAUGAUAAGCCAUUUUUAGCACCAUCUCUGGCAGCAAUGUCAGCAUCAGCAGCCUCACCAAAACCACAAACUCCAUCAGAUCCUGACUCCAUUGAGGGCCCAUCACGGGUUGCUCAGGAGGUUGCUUCUUCUAUUCUCUCUACAACAAUUACGGUUUCUUCAAUUAGAAAGCGAAGUCGAGGUAGAGGUAGUAGCAAAGGUCAUUUGUGUGGUCCAACAGAAAAUGUAGGAAUACCCAUAGUAAUUCCAGUAGACAGGUCAUCGUCACAACCACCGCCAUCCCCAAGAGUAGCAUCAAAAGCAACGGUAAGACUAGAGGGGCUAGCUCAGGUCACCCAGGGGGCUGCUUCAACACCUCUUGCUGAAUUAGCAUCGCUAGCUACUCCAUUAGACACAGCACCAUCACCCUCUAUGGUAUUAUCAGAAGCAAUGACAUCAUCAACUACAGUAGACAUCAACCCUAUUGAGGGGCUAUCUGAAGUCAUUGACAAGAGUGCAGCUACACCUCCCCCUACCUCAGCAUCACCUUCAGAUGAUUUCAUUGAGGGCAUGUCUCGGUCUACUCAGGUGGCUGCAUUAGCACCUCCCCCUACUGCAGCAACACCUUUGGUCAUUUCAGCAAACGUGGCUCCGCUGUCACCAUCAGCAGUAGCAUCAGAAGCAGUGGUAUCAUCAAUAGCCCCACCUCCAUCAGUUAUCAGUUCCAUUGAGGGGCCAUCCCAAGUCACUAAGAAUGCUGCAUCAGCACCUUCCCCUAUCAGAGUUACAGCUCCACCAAGUGAAGGACAAGGCAGAGGCAAAGUAGUCCGGGUUGAUCUAACCAAGACCAUGCCAACAUCCUCUGCAAUGCCAUCAGAUCCACCAGCUUCACUCCUGAAUAUAAUAAGUAAGAGAGCAAAACACCUUUGACUUUAUGUUCCUGUAGGAUGAGAGAGCAAUUCCCUGUUGUUUAUUGUACUUAUCCUGAUACCUAACUACCUAGGGGUUUUGUAUCUUUUAUCUGAAAUGGAUUUGUAUUUCACCACAUUGCAUAUGAUGUCAAUAUACAUGUGUAGGUUGUUUAA
Molecule: messenger RNA, 3376 nt
Organism: Vitis vinifera (wine grape)
Lineage: Eukaryota; Viridiplantae; Streptophyta; Magnoliopsida; Vitales; Vitaceae
Product: serine/threonine-protein phosphatase 7 long form homolog
Exons: 8
Coding region: 204-3221 (1005 amino acids)
Biological process (GO): meristem development; meristem maintenance
Source: RefSeq, a predicted model, not a curated record